Messenger RNA from Arachis stenosperma, 459 nucleotides. RefSeq lists its product as uncharacterized. Bases 1 to 459 code for a protein of 152 amino acids. The transcript has a single exon. Lineage: Eukaryota; Viridiplantae; Streptophyta; Magnoliopsida; Fabales; Fabaceae. The record is from RefSeq and is a predicted model, not a curated record.
AUGAAAGCCAAAGUCCCAAAGGACUUCAAAGCUCCCAACAUGACCCCGUACGACGGCACAUCGGAUCCAAGCCAUCACCUCAGCAAUUUCAGAAGUAGAAUGUAUCUCACCGACGCCUCGGACGCUAUUCAAUGCAAAGCUUUCCCAACGACCCUAACCAAGACAGCAAUUAAGUGGUUUGACACUUUGCCCCCCAGAUCCAUCACAAGUUUUGACGACCUGGCUAAGAAAUUUCUUUCCCGAUUUUCCAUCCAGAAAGACAAAGCCAAACAUGCCCCAAGCCUAUUAGGAAUCAAACAAGGAGAUCAGGAGAGUCUUCGUAGCUACAUGGAGAGGUUCAACAAAGCAUGUCUGGACAUACAAAGCCUACCGACGGAAGCAGCCAUUAUGGGUCUCAUCAAAGGCCUGCAAGAAGGACCUUUAGUCACUUCAUAUCAAAGAAACAUCCGACAUCUCUGA